GGCAGCACAGCCAGCAGCAGCACCCAGACCACCAUGGCACUCAGCACCCGCCUCGCCUCAUCUCUCUGGCCCACCCUGGCAGUGCUGCGCUGGGCAGCCCCCAGGCAGUGCCGAGGGCUCAGCACUCCCCAGGGACCAGAACCCUCAUUCGACCUCAGGGGCAUCUUCCCACCCCUUGCCACCCCCUUCUCACCCAUGGGGGAAGUGGACUAUGCCCAACUGGAGGGGAACCUGUCCCGCUACGCCAGCAUCCCCUUCCGAGGGCUGGUGGUGCUGGGCUCCAACGGGGAGUAUCCCUACCUGGCACCCCGUGAGCGGAUUGAGGUGGUGAGCUGCGUGCGCCGGGCUCUGCCCAGGGACCAGCUGCUGCUGGCCGGCUCAGGCUGCGAAUCCACCCAGGCCACCAUCGAGCUGACUGUCAACAUGGCAGAGGCAGGGGCUGAUGUGGCACUGGUUGUGACACCCUGCUAUUACCGGGGGGCCAUGACCAGUGCUGCCCUCGUCCAUCACUACACAGAGGUUGGUGAUGCAUCCCCCAUCCCCGUGGUGCUCUACAGCGUCCCUGCCAACACCGGCCUGGACCUGCCCAUGGAGGCUGUUGUCACCCUGGCUCAGCACCCCAACAUCAUUGGGAUCAAGGACAGCGGUGGGGAUAUCACCCGCUUGGGGCUGAUGGUCCACAAGACAAGGCAGGAGGAUUUCCAGGUGCUGGCAGGAUCAGCUGGCUUCCUACUGGCAAGCUACGCUGUGGGUGCAUCUGGGGGGGUCUGUGCCCUUGCCAACGUCCUGGGGGGCCCCCUGUGCCAGCUGGACCGCCUGUGCCGUAAGGGCCAGUGGCAGGAGGCCCGUGACCUGCAGCACCGUCUCAUCGAGCCCAACACAGCAGUCACCCGCCGGUUCGGGGUCCCGGGGCUGAAGAAGGCCAUGGAGUGGUUUGGCUACUACGGGGGUCCCUGCCGUGCACCCCUGGCCCCACUGAGCCCUGCCCAGGUUGAAGAGCUGAGAAACACCUUCAGCACCAAUGGCUGGUUGUAAGGGGUCCCCCAUCUGCCCCUUACCACACCGGGAAGGCACAGGAGUCAGGAACCCCAGGAACUGGGGACAUGGUGGGGACACCAGGACAUGGCUGCGCUGGGCCAAGUGGGUAAAGGGGACAACCCCUGGCCAGCCUGCAUCCCUGCCAGCCCUCAGGGGCCUGUUGUUCUUACCUGGGAAGGGGUGGAUCCUUGCGCCAUGAAUAAACUGGCUGUCCUCCGUGUCUGCA
Messenger RNA from Myiozetetes cayanensis, 1264 nucleotides. RefSeq names its product 4-hydroxy-2-oxoglutarate aldolase 1 (gene HOGA1). The record is from RefSeq and is a predicted model, not a curated record. NCBI's taxonomy places the organism in Eukaryota, Metazoa, Chordata, Aves, Passeriformes, Tyrannidae. The transcript has 7 exons. Gene Ontology annotation, molecular function: 4-hydroxy-tetrahydrodipicolinate synthase activity; N-acetylneuraminate lyase activity. Gene Ontology annotation, biological process: N-acetylneuraminate catabolic process. Bases 34 to 1035 code for a protein of 333 amino acids.